UGCAGAUUUUGCACGACACAUAUGGCAGCCAUGUUUCUCAACACUUUGGUCAGCCUCCUCCUCUUCUUCCACAAAAAGCUUGCAGCCUCCGGCAGCGAAAACCAUGAAUUCAUCUUCGAUGGAUUCGGUGGCGCCAAUCUUACGCUCGACGGGGUGGCAUCCAUCACCUCCAGUGGUCUGCUGAGGAUCACCAACGCGACAACGCAGGUGAAGGGCCACGCCUUCCGUCCAUCCCCACUUCGUUUCAGAGAUCAAACGACUGGUAAAAUCUUCUCCUUCUCCACCACUUUCGUCUUCGGCUUCAUCCCAGAAUUCGCCAAUCUUAGCGGCCAUGGAAUCGCCUUCCUGAUUUCUCCCACCAAGGAUUUCUCCAGAGCCUUAGGUAGUCGGUUCUUAGGCCUCUUCAACCGGAGCAACGAUGGGAACUCAAGUAAUCAUAUUCUUGGCAUCGAGCUUGACACAAUCUUUGACCCUGAAUUCCAAGAUAUUGAUGACAAUCAUGUCGGAAUCGAUAUUAACAGCCUGACAUCUAACAUUUCCCACACCGCUGGUUAUUAUGCUGAUGACUCUGGUUUGUUCAAAGCUUUAAACCUUAAAAGUGGUGAAGCACUGCAAGUUUGGAUAGAUUACGAUGGCCAAGAGAUGCUGCUUAAUGUUACCUUAGCUUCAAUCCAAAUGGCCAAACCCCAAAAACCUCUCUUAUCCGCGACCAUCGAUCUAUCAAGCGUGCUAACAGAUCCCAUGUAUCUUGGCUUCUCCGCAUCCACUGGUUCUCUCCUGACGUCUCAUUACAUUCUGGGUUGGAGCUUUAACAUGAAUGGAGUAGCUCAAGCUCUCGACUAUUCCCUACUGCCCUCUCUCCCUCGUGCGGGACCCAAGCGAGGAUCAAAGGCGUUGACCAUUUUACUGCCUCUGGCAUCAGCUGGACUAGUUCUAAUCGUCGUAGGAGUCGUGGCUUUCAUCGUAAGAUGGAGGGUCAAGUACGCAGAGCUCCUCGAGGAGUGGGAGCUUGAGUACGGCCCUCAUCGGUUCUCCUACAAAGACUUGUACAAAGCUACCAAGGGUUUCAAGGACAAAGAUUUGCUCGGAAUAGGCGGAUUCGGAAAGGUCUACAAGGGGGUGCUACAGACUUCUAAAUCGGAUAUUGCGGUGAAGAGAGUAUCUCAUGAAUCAAGACAGGGCAUGAGGGAGUUUGUCGCUGAGAUAGUUAGCAUCGGUCGCCUCCGCCACCGCAACCUUGUUCAGUUGUUGGGCUAUUGCCGACGCAAAGGUGAGCUCCUGUUGGUGUACGAUUAUAUGCCCAAUGGCAGCCUGGACAAGUUUCUGUAUGGCCAAGACAAGCCUACUCUGGAUUGGGCGACGCGGUUCCGGAUCAUCAAAGGCGUGGCAUCAGGGCUUCUGUAUCUACACGAAGAUUGGGAGCAAGUCGUCAUCCACAGAGACAUCAAGGCGAGCAAUGUGCUGCUCGACCAUGAAUUGAAUGGAAAGUUGGGUGACUUUGGCCUGGCAAGGUUAUAUGAUCAUGGAACCGAUCCACACACCACCCACAUCGUCGGAACCAUGGGUUAUCUUGCUCCCGAGCUGACUCGAACAGGCAAGGCGACCACCAUCACCGACGUGUUUGCGUUCGGGGUCUUCCUUUUGGAGGUUGCUUGCGGGAGGCGGCCGGUGGACUCGAUCGCGUCCGGGGAGGAGCUGAUUUUGUUGGAUUGGGUGGUGGAGAAUUGGCGGAAGGGAUCGAUACUUGCGACGAGAGAUCCGAGGCUGGGAGAUGAGUACGUGGUGGAGGAGGUGGAGUUGAUUUUGAAGCUCGGACUGCUGUGCUCGCAUCCACUGCCCACAGCCCGGCCGAGCAUGCGCGAAGUGGUGCGCUACUUGGGGGGUCAUGCACCGUUGCCGGAACUGUCGCCCACGUACGUCAGCUUCAGCGUUCUUGCUCUGCUUCGCAAUGACGGCUUCGAUGAUUACAUCAUGUCGUAUCCUUCGUCGGUGGCUACUGCAUCGUUUAUUUCCGGAGAUGCAUCCAUUUCUGAAUUGGAUCGAAGUCAGUUCUUAGGCGUCUUCAACCAGAGCAACAAUGGGAACUCGAGCGAUCAUAUUCUUGGCAUCGAGCUUGAUACGAUCUAUGACCCUGAAUUCCAAGAUAUUGAUGACAAUCAUGUCGGAAUCGACAUUAACAGCCUGACAUCUAACUCUUCCCACACCGCUGGUUAUUAUGCUGAUGACUCUGGUUUGUUCAAAGCUUUAAGCCUUAGAAAUAGUGAAGCCCUGCAAGUUUGGAUAGAUUACGACGGCCAAGAGAUGCUGCUUAAUGUUACCUUAGCUUCAAUCCAAAUGGCCAAACCCCAAAAACCUCUUUUAUCCGCGAUCAUCGAUCUAUCAAGCGUGCUGACAGGUCCCAUGUAUGUUGGCUUCUCCUCAUCCACUGGUUCUCUCCUGACGUCUCAUUACAUUCUGGGUUGGAGCUUUAAGAUGAAUGGAGUAGCUCAGGCUCUCGACUAUUCCCUACUACCCUCGCUCCCUCGUGUGAGACCCAAGCGAGGAUCAAAGGCGUUGACCAUUUCACUGCCUCUAGCAUCAGCUGGACUAGUUCUAAUCGUCGUAGGAGUCGUGGCUUUCAUCGUAAGAUGGAGGAUCAAGUACGCAGAGGUCCUCGAGGACUGGGAGCUUGAGUACGGCCCUCAUCGGUUCUCCUACAAAGACUUGUACAAAGCUACCAAGGGUUUCAAGGACAAAGAUUUGCUCGGAAUAGGCGGAUUCGGAAAGGUCUACAAGGGGGUGCUACAGGCUUCUAAAUCGGAGAUUGCGGUGAAGAGAGUAUCUCAUGAAUCAAGACAGGGCAUGAGGGAGUUUGUCGCUGAGAUAGUUAGCAUCGGUCGCCUCCGCCACCGCAACCUUGUUCAGUUGUUGGGCUAUUGCCGACGCAAAGGUGAGCUCCUGUUGGUGUAUGAAUACAUGCCCAAUGGCAGCCUGGACAAGUUUCUGUAUGGCCAAGACAAGCCAACUCUGGAUUGGGCGACGCGGUUCCGGAUCAUCAAAGGCGUGGCAUCAGGGCUUCUGUAUCUACACGAAGAUUGGGAGCAAGUCGUCAUCCACAGAGACAUCAAGGCGAGCAAUGUGCUGCUCGACCAUGAAUUGAAUGGAAGGUUGGGUGACUUCGGCCUAGCAAGACUAUACGAUCAUGGGACUGUUCCCCUGACCACCCAUGUCGUGGGAACCAUGGGUUAUCUUGCUCCCGAGCUUGUUCGAACCGGCAAGGCGGCCACCAUCACCGACGUGUUUGCAUUCGGAAUCUUCCUCUUGGAGGUUGCUUGUGGAAGGCGGCCGGUGGACUCGAUCGCGUCCGGGGAGGAGCUGAUUUUGUUGGAUUGGGUGGUGGAGAAUUGGCGGCAGGGAUCGAUACUUGCGACGAGAGAUCCGAAGCUGGGAGAUGAGUACGUGGUGGAGGAGGUGGAGUUGGUUUUGAAGCUUGGAUUGCUGUGUUCGCAUCCGCUGCCGGCAGGCAGGCCGAGCAUGCGACAAGUGGUGGAGUACUUGGAGGGCGAAGCAGCACUUCCGGAACUGUCACCGACGUACCUCAGCUUCAGCGUUCUGGCGAUGCUUCACGAUGAAGGCUUCGAUGAUUACAUCAUGUCGUAUCCUUCGUCGGUGGCCAUUUCUGGAGCUUGGUAAUUGCAGAUGGGAAGCAUUACAUGAUGACAGUUGUUGUCUCCCAUCUCUUCUGUUCCUUUUGUUAGUCGAUACAAUUAUUGACUUCAGAUUAACAUUGUCAGUAUCGUAGAGUGAGCUCUUAUUGAUGACA
This is a messenger RNA of Musa acuminata AAA Group (dessert banana), 3802 nucleotides long. Its product is annotated as L-type lectin-domain containing receptor kinase SIT2-like. Gene Ontology annotation, biological process: defense response to bacterium; defense response to oomycetes; protein phosphorylation. Gene Ontology annotation, cellular component: plasma membrane. The coding region runs from base 22 to 3672 and encodes 1216 amino acids. NCBI's taxonomy places the organism in Eukaryota, Viridiplantae, Streptophyta, Magnoliopsida, Zingiberales, Musaceae. The record is from RefSeq and is a predicted model, not a curated record. The transcript is spliced from 3 exons. Gene Ontology annotation, molecular function: ATP binding; transmembrane receptor protein serine/threonine kinase activity; carbohydrate binding.